Eucalyptus grandis is the source of this 1931-nucleotide messenger RNA. Its product is annotated as bifunctional riboflavin kinase/FMN phosphatase. NCBI's taxonomy places the organism in Eukaryota, Viridiplantae, Streptophyta, Magnoliopsida, Myrtales, Myrtaceae. The record is from RefSeq and is a predicted model, not a curated record. Gene Ontology annotation, biological process: FMN biosynthetic process; riboflavin biosynthetic process. Gene Ontology annotation, molecular function: riboflavin kinase activity. The transcript is spliced from 11 exons. Bases 570 to 1715 code for a protein of 381 amino acids.
AAGUCUAAACAUGAUGUUGAGACGCUCAAGUUAUAAACAUUGGAGGGAAAGUCUCGAGCUGAUAUAGUAGAGAAGUACCCGCAUCUAGCGUUAUAUCUGAAACGCCACAAAUACCAGAUCACUUACUAGUUAGGAUGACUCGCUUGUAUUAUUUAAUGAGAUAAAAUAUUCAAAUCGCAUUACAUUAUGGGCUAAAUAAUUGAUGUGCUCAAUUUUAAUCGAUCGUUCCAACACAAUAUAUUAUGGUAGGCAUGCUUUAAAUGAUUUAUUUAUUUGUGAAAUUAACUUAACACAGUGCAAUAUACAUAUAACCAAAAUAAUUAGGCCUGACACUAAGCAUAUGUUCCAUUGGGUGGAUAAGACAAAGAGAUCAAAAGCACGUGAGAGCACAAAUUCCCCGGGGUAAAUAAAUAAGAGACCAAGCACGCAUGACAAACUAGAAUCAAUCGACCGUGGAGAUCGCCGGCCGCUCCUUCCGCGUCCCCGUGCCGGCGUCCCUCGGCUGUCGACGGCCUGAUCCGGGAACGAGAACAUUGCACCUGAAUUGUGAUCAGCGUAGGAUCGCUCCAAUGUCAACUACUGCACAGCCUCUGAAGAAGUUAGUCUCAGGCGUUAUCCUUAAUUUGGAUGGCACUCUUUUGAACACAGAUGGCAUUCUAAGCGAGAUUUUAAAAGUAUUCUUGGUCAAAUAUGGAAAACAGUGGGAUGGUAGAGAAGCUCUUAAAAUAGCAGGGAAGACGCCCUUUGAGUCUGCAGCUGUAAUAGUUGAAGAUUACGAGCUUCCUUGUGCAACAGAAGAAUUCGUCUCUGAAAUCACUCCAAUGUUUAGUAAUCAAUGGUGUAAAAUUAAGGCACUUCCAGGUGCUGACCGGCUAAUAAAGCAUCUGAGACAUCAUGAAGUGCCAAUGGCACUGGCAUCUAAUUCUCCAAAAGAGAACAUUGAAGCAAAAAUAUCUUAUCAUGAAGGUUGGAAGGAGACAUUUUCUGUCGUCAUUGGGGGUGAUGAAGUGAGGAUCGGAAAACCGUCCCCCGAAAUAUUUCUUGAAGCAGCAAAUAGAUUAAAGAUCGAACCUCCUAACUUGCUGGUUAUCGAAGAUUCUGUACCCGGUGUUACUGCUGGCAAGGCCGCCGGAAUGGAAGUAGUUGCCGUACCAUCCCUUCCCAAACAAACUCACCUUUACACUUCAGCUGACGAGGUCAUCAACUCAUUACUUGAUUUAGGACCUGAAAAGUGGGGCUUGCCUCCAUUUCAAGAUUGGAUUGAGCGCACUUUGCCGGUAGAACCGUGGCAUAUCAGCGGCCCCGUCAUCAAGGGAUUCGGUCGUGGCUCUAAACUUCUUGGGGUUCCAACAGCUAAUCUAUCAACGGAAGGCUAUUCAGAUCUACUCUCGGAACAUCCCUCCGGAGUAUAUUUCGGCUGGGCUGGACUAUCGGCCAGAGGCGUCUAUAAAAUGGUCACGAGCAUCGGUUGGAAUCCAUACUUCGACAACAAGGAAAAGACAAUCGAGCCCUGGCUGUUGCACAAGUUCGACGAGAAUUUCUAUGGAGAGGAGCUGCGUCUCGUCAUCGUCGGCUAUAUACGAGCAGAGGCGAAUUUCCCAUCGCUCGAGAGCCUAAUAGCAAAGAUCCACGAGGACGGGGAUGUCGCGGAGAGAGCUCUCGGUUUGCCAUUGUACGCGAAGCACAGGGACGACCCGUAUCUGAAAAUGUAUUGAAAAUGGGCAAUUCCUAUUUGCUACUCUAUCCAAUUGUCGAAACUAAUACCGUAUCGAUCUUACAACUCUGCAAGGAAUCGCAGCGGUCUUAUACUCGAUUGAGAGUGAUAAAACAAGAGGCUUGUAACCCCUAAUACAUCAACACCUUGUAUCUAUGAACCAGACAGUCAUCCCAUGCCGCCCAUAAUAAUUCAAAUACAUGCGAUUUGAUUGAGA